GUAGAUUGAUUUCAUUGCAGCUCCAACCAACAAACGCAGUGCGCGUCGUGUGGGAACAAAGUGGCAAACGCGAUCAUCUCCUCCUCCUUCAACGCCAUGAAGCUUGAAAGACUAAUGUGGCUCAUCUGGGUACCGGCAGUGGCUCUCGUAUGCUCGCUGGCCAGUGGUGAAGAGGCAAAAACGUUUCCUGGUGCCUCGAUCGUUCUGCCGGCCGUUCUACCGAUCCUGGGCACGAUCAUCCCAGCCCUGCUUCCUGGUGCUCCCUUACCGGGCCUGCCCGGUGUAUCCGUUUCCCACGCGACGUCCAUCGCUACCUCCGUCCACAUGAAACCCAUCGCUAUCAGCCAUAGUGGAUCGGUUUCGACGAGCAGUAACACGAAUGCUGGUGCCACGGCAUCCAUCGGUGGAGCGUCACUGACCGCUCAAAGCAGUUCCGGGACGGCCAGUAAAGGAACGCCACAUCGAGCAGGCCCUCCCGCACCGCUGCUCAGCAAACGAUGGCGAAAGUUCUUCCAAAAACUUGGCUAACUCUUUGAUCGGUGGUCGAUCGGUGCGUUGUCGAAGGUGGAAUAAACAACCAAACAU
This is a messenger RNA of Anopheles aquasalis, 585 nucleotides long. RefSeq lists its product as uncharacterized. Lineage: Eukaryota; Metazoa; Arthropoda; Insecta; Diptera; Culicidae. The record is from RefSeq and is a predicted model, not a curated record.